AUGCCCUCACGACUCGCUCUCGAUGCCGACUCCGAUGCCAAUAACCACCCACUCCGUGCCGUCUUCGGCCGCGCUUCCGACCAUCCUCCGGAUCGCUUCAACGCGCUGCGCUUCAGCGUCCGCCUAUGUCUCCCUGCGGGCAACGAGGACAACGAGUACGAGGACGGCCCCAACAACCCCGACACCAGCGACUCCGGCUCCGACGCCGACUUUGUCCUGCAACCCGUCGAGAUCUGCUUCCACUCCGAUUUCGCCCCCAGCCCCGACCGUCCCGUAUCGCUGCACCUUGACCGUCGCGACCGUGUCAUCCUCUAUCCGAUCCCUCCUGUGCUGCCGACGCCGCAACCACCGUGCUACAUUGUCGAGUGCGAUCCGAUCGACAUAGGCCCCUCCGCCUCCUCGAGUCUUCGGCCUGACGACGCGCGGCUGCCACCUUCCAAGCCAGCGACCCUCUUCUCCCGAAUAUUCCCCUACAUUAUCGCUUGCGCUGCCGCCGCCGCUAGCGUAGCCGUCUUUUACAUCCUCACACUGCCGUCGCCUUGGCCCACACGCCCUCCAUGUCCACCCAGAAGUACGGCAUGCCCUUCUGCCCCCGCCGCCACGGUAAACCAUGUCGCUGUCCCCAUGUCGUUCCUGGACGAGCUGCUCGCUCUCGCCGCGGCUUGGGCCUCCGUCCCGGAAACUCUCCUCUCCCUCGCUCGCCCCCGCGGACUGGCCUUCUAUAGCGCCACCAUCUCCGACGCCGACCUCGUCCGCCACUUUGGCAAGGUCGUCCCGCUUGACCAAGUAGUCGUCAUCGCCCGCUCCCUCGUCAGCGCUGUCCUCCGUGCCUCCCCCGGCGACCCCCUUGCCAGCCACUCGCGACCCGAGCGCGCUCUCAUCGCCAAUAUCAUCGACUCCGCUUCCGCCGCCACCUCCACCUGGGAGGUCGAUCUCGAGUUCCACGCUGGGUUCCGUUGGAUCCCCGCGAUCGCCGAUACGCUCGACUGGACGCGCGACCGCCUGCGCAGCACAGCUCACCGCAGAAGCAAGGCCAACACCAGCGACGGCGACGACGGCGAUGAUGCUGUCGCGUCCUUUUUCGCAUCCCCUGAGUCCUUCAACACGUCACGCCGACGGCUGUCCGCGGCCGCGGACGGCGUCCUGGCCAUCGCCGACAUGUCUGCCACCAUGACAGCCGUGCUCGAUACGUACAACGAGACCCUGUUGCAUCGCCUCGGCGGUCACCAAUGCUCCUUCUUCCGCGGCUGCCGUUUGGCGGACGGCACCGGCGGCCAACCUCACCCGCUCUGCGAGCUGCCCGACCUCCCGCCAUCUGGCGACGUCCAACCUCUCGUCAGCUUCCUCGAGCAAUGGCGCAGGCUGCAACUGAAGCAGGCCGACAACCACGCAGCAGCCGUCCCCACCUCGCCACCCGGUCCAGCGUCCCGCCAAGCCGACGUCCCGCUCCUGAUGGCUCUUGCGGCCCAAAUCACCGCCGUUGCCGCCGAGGUCGACGAGCUCCUCGACAUUGUACGCUCGCGCGGCCUCUGGGAUCCUCUCGCGCCCAACGUCGCGGCGGCAGAGUCCACUCAACCCGCGUUCUGGUCGUCGCCCAUGUACUUCUUCUCUCGCUCGCGCAAGGAGGCCGCCCCUGCGUCCGAUGUGCAGACCCUGGCAACCCGGCUGUCCACCGUGCGCAUGUCGUCCAUCCUCUCUCAAGAACUCGCCGUCGUCGAGGCCAUCGUGACGAGCCGAUCCCUCUGCGACCGCACGGAACGCCUCCGCGCCGAACUGCACGACCUCCGUCGGGGAAGGGGCAGCUGGAUCGGCGUCUCGUUCCAGGACGCGCCGGGGUUCGCCGUGGCGGACGGUCGUCUGCGGGUCCGCUCGUCGCACCGCGUGCUACUCCGCCACGGCUUGCUGCCCCCCCUGGGAGUGCAGGCCGACAUGGUUGACGGCCUCCGGAACCAGGUGCAUGCUUUGGCGCAGAACGUGUCCAACAGCCUGCGUCGCCUCAUCCGCGCCCAAGACCAAGACGCCGCGCGGAUCCCGCCGCCGCCGCCACCGGAUCAAGACGCACCGGACAACGGCGAUGUCGAGGAUGACGAGGAACUGCAGGGGUGGCUUGAGGCGCUGGAGGAGAAGCUCGGCAAUCCUGCUGCCUCCAUCCUCGCAGCCGCAGGCAUCUGA
This is a messenger RNA of Colletotrichum gloeosporioides, 2172 nucleotides long. RefSeq lists its product as uncharacterized. The coding region runs from base 1 to 2172 and encodes 723 amino acids. The transcript has a single exon. Lineage: Eukaryota; Fungi; Ascomycota; Sordariomycetes; Glomerellales; Glomerellaceae. The record is from RefSeq and is a predicted model, not a curated record.